Molecule: messenger RNA, 3209 nt
Organism: Dendronephthya gigantea
Lineage: Eukaryota; Metazoa; Cnidaria; Anthozoa; Malacalcyonacea; Nephtheidae
Product: collagen alpha-5(VI) chain-like
Exons: 11
Coding region: 378-2840 (820 amino acids)
Source: RefSeq, a predicted model, not a curated record
GCACUGAAUGAAGUCGUUCGUAGUUUCACUGAUAAUUCCUUAGUUUUCUGACUAGGCCUCCGCAUGACGUUGGCGCUUGACUUGCUUAAAACAGGAUGUUGUUCUUCGACAAUUGUGCGGUGAAAAGAUGCCCAGGAUGAAGCGAAAUGUUAAUUCAUGCAGGAGUUGAUGAAGUUCGAUAAAGUGGGUGGUCCAGUCAAGCUUGGGUCGACUGAAUGAAAUAUGAUCAAGUCUCAACAAUUCUUAAUUCCUAUCGCAAUUCCUUUCAUGGCUGCAAUCCGUUGAAAUUUGAUCAAACACACACGGCGAACACGGUCAAAUAUUUGGACUAGUGAAUUAUCUAAUUUGGCGAACUGUUCAUUUUGUACCGAGUGAUAAUGGUAAAGAUUUGGUGUGUAGUUGUUCUGCUGAUCGGUUUGGUGAAUGAAAUAGAGUCUCAGCCAAGAGCUGCUUUGGAUUACUACUGUGACCAUCCGGCAGACAUUGUCCUUCUCCUGGAUUCCUCAAAUUACUUUACAAAGGUCAACUUCGAAGAACAACGAAAAUUUUCUCAAAACUUCAUCACCUAUUUCAAGCUUCGAAGCAGUAGAAUUGGUCCGUCAAUCGCCAUCGUUCCCUACGGUAGCAAGCCGAUAAGUCGAUCGACGAUAGCAAAUUUCUUUUAUUCGAGAUCAAUCACAAGCCUGACGAGAAAGAUUAACAGGUUGAAAUUUCAGGGCGGCAAAAGCAAGCUCGAAGAUGCGUUACGUUUCGUGCGGGAUCGACUGUUCGUGCCCACGAUGGGCGCGCGUUCGUGGGUCCCGCGCGUGGUCGUCGCGAUCACCGGCAGUUGGCGAAGCUGGAACGUUCACCAAACUCAAGAGGUUCGCCGGGCUGCAAAGAGUCUACAACGCGAUGGUACCAAAUUGAUGAUCGCUUUCGUUGGUUCUGAAGAGAGGCGUGAGGCGCGGGAUAGAGCGUUGUUUGAGUCGAUGGUCGAGUCGAGGAACGAUUUAUUCAUGGUCAGAUACGCAUACGGUUUGACUCAGGUUGCAAAGAAAAUGGUUCAAGAUCUCUGCCCUGCACCUAAAAGUGUUAUACCAUGUCCUGUGACCGCAGACCUCGCAUUCAUCGUGGACUCGUCUGGCAGUAUCGGUGUAUCCAAUUAUGUGAAGACUAAGUACUUCGUGUAUUCAAUCGCCAAUGCUCUCAAUAUUUCUUCGUCAGGGGCGCAUGCUGGUGUGGUGAUAUACAGCGAGAUUGCCAAGCGACCUAUUAAAUUCACGGAUCAUAUGGAUAUUAAAAGUUUUAAGGAAGCAGUUUAUGAAUUAGAGUAUAUGGGAAAGAAAACCAGGAUAGAUCUCGGUCUCCAGAAAGCACACACUGAUCUAUUUUCACCGUUUUACGGUGGAGCGCGGCCAGACGUGAAGAAACUCGCGUUUAUCCUGACUGAUGGAAAACAGAAUCCAAAAGGUGAUGUAUCGUUAAAGGAUGCGGCAAAUAAACUGAUCAAGGAUGGUAUAAAAACAAUAUCCAUUGGAAUUGGCUCAGAGGUUGACAAAAACGAACUGCGAGCCAUGGUUCAAUACGACGAAGACGUUAUCACGGUCGCGAAUUUUGAUGAGCUUGUCAAAAAGAUCCAAAAUAUCACCCAAAUUACCUGCGAGGAGAUAAAGUUCACAAAGUGUCAUUAUCCCGCGGAUAUUGCGUUUGUCCUGGAUUCCUCCACGAACGUGGCUUACGAGGACUUCGAGAAGAUUAAGGGAUUUGUGAAAACGAUGGCGAAGCUGUUCCGAAUCUUUCAGCACGGCAGCCGUGGUGCGGUUAUUGUGUACGGAGACAGUGCUAGGGUCGCCAUCAGAAUGGACGAAUACAUUAAUUACCGUGGCUUCAUUGACGCCGUUGAUGGCCUGGGGCGGGUCGGAGGCCGCAGACGAAGUUUUCAAGCAAUGGCAUUAGCGGAGGAAGUCUUAUCAAACUACGAGCAAGGUGCUAGACGUAAAGUACCGAAGGUUCUCCUAAUGCUUACGGCCGGCCCCGAGAGCAGUAACAAUGACUAUAAUUCGCUGCAAGAAGUGACUACGAGGCUUCACGACCGUCACACGCUUGUGUUAGCCGUUGGAAUUUUACCAAAUGUGAACGUCCAAGAGCUUCACAGCGUGGUGCAAUCGUCUGUAAACGUGUUUGUGGCUCAGUCAUUCAAGGAGCUCAGAGACCAGCUGGUUCCUUUGACAAAUGAGACUUGUAAAAACGUUGGACCAGGCAAUUGCGAGGCUAAAGUCGAUAUCGCCUUCAUCCUUGAUUCCUCUGGGAGCAUAACGGAAGACGAGUUGGUUGAGGCAAAAAUCUUCGUGAAACGAGUCGCAAAAACGUUCGACAUAUCUCCGGAAAAGACGCAUACGGCUCUGAUGAUUUACAGCGACGAGGCGAAAAUUAUGAGCAAAUUUGGCGAAAUAACGUCAAUAGAAGACUUCGAGAGUAAAGUGGACGGCUUACCACACCUCAGAGGAAAGACUCGCAUCGAUCUGGCAUUACUGAAGGCUGGUAGGGAGUUAUUCACGUGGGCUGGUGGCAUGCGAAUCCGUUCUGACGUCAUCAAGGUUGCCAUAGUGAUCACGGACGGUCGGCAGACGCCGGCACCCGACGGCAUCCGACUUGAUGAGGCGGCAUCCGGUUUGAUAGUGCAAGGAGUAAAAGUUCUGUCCAUUGGAAUCGGUGACAAAAUUGACCAGGAGGAAUUAAGAAUGAUGGUCAAGGAACCGUUUCGUCAUACAUUCUGGUCCGAGUCCUACACGGCCUUGCGUGUGCAGCUCGCAACAAUCGCGCGAGAGAGUUGCUCCCUUCCUACUUAUGCAAAUUGACUGUAACUUUUUACCGGUUAUAAUCUUUACCUAUUUUACUAUUUUUUACUUAUUUUAUAAUUUUCCAAAUGCAUGCCACUCCUUGACUGUAGGAAUUGUAAACUUCAAAUUUUGAUCAAAAACUGUCUAAAAACUUUUAAAAUAGUUUUAAUUAUUAGUUAAUAAUACUAACCUUAUUGGGUUACUUACCAGAUUUGGGCAAUUUAAAAGUUGAAAUAGGAUUGGACAGAAUUGAAUUUGAAAACUGUCCGGGAUCUUUUUGACAAUAAAUUCUUUAGCACUUGUUAGUCUUCAUUAAAAACUAGUGGUGGAGACAAGGAUUUCGCAAGUCCGAAGUCGAAGCUACUAAUUCGAAAAAAAUGUUUUGCC